Messenger RNA from Hylaeus volcanicus, 707 nucleotides. Its product is annotated as cuticle protein 63-like. Lineage: Eukaryota; Metazoa; Arthropoda; Insecta; Hymenoptera; Colletidae. The record is from RefSeq and is a predicted model, not a curated record. The transcript has 3 exons. The coding region runs from base 119 to 607 and encodes 162 amino acids.
UAUAAGGGGGAGCGGACGAAUGGGAUAUAUAAAACGUCUACGAGCUACGGGAUCGUCUAGUCGAUCUGCUCGAUAGUUUGCAUACGUCGAAUAAGGUUCACGGAGGCGUUAAACGAAUAUGUACUGCAAGUUGUUGGUGUUCCUUGCUGGCGUGGCCUAUGCUUCGGCUGGUUUAUACACGGGAUACGAGAAUUAUGGAUACGGUAGCUACGGACUUAAUCACGGACUCGCGGCGGCUGCAGCAUCCCCGUAUACUCCCGUCACAUACGUGCACCCAGCACCCGUCGCUACCAGCUACUCGAACUCCUACAAAGUUGCAUUGGCACCUACGACCAAAUAUGCGUUAGCACCACCGGUGAGCAAAGUGUUCUACAACGUACCGUCGCCGAUUUCAAAGAUCGGUUACGUUCCCUCGACGUACGUCGCCUACCCUCAGAGUUACAGCUCGCUCACCUCGUACCCAGGCUCUCUUGGAUACGGAUACAAGUACAAAGACGGAUUAGGGCUGGGCUAUGGAUACGGCUACGGAAGCGGAUACGACUUGGGCUAUGCCUCCGCUAUUGCACACGGAUAUCCCACUGGCUACGACCACUUAUCCAAAUAUUAAACUUGUUCGACGAUUCCCUCGCGAGCUGUAACGAAACUCAGGAUACUGCGAGUGUAAUUAGGGUUAUUUCUCGAAAUAAAGAAAAGUAACAAAAGUGAAA